AUGUCUGAUAAAGGCAAGACGCCUAAGCGCGAGGAGUCCUCCGGCUCAAGCGAUAAUGGCAAGAAGAUUCCCCCUCAACUCGCGACUUUACUGUUGGAGCAAAACCCCGCCCUAAAGCAAGAACUCGCCAGCAUGGACAAGGAUAAGGCUGCAGCCCUGCUGGCCAACAUGGAUGUCUCGCAAAUGCUCACUGGAUUGUCAUUGGGAGGAAAGAACCAGAAGGAUAUGGCUUCCUACAAGUUCUGGCAAACACAGCCCGUCCCCGCCUUCAACGACGGCGCGAAUAAGCAAAUCACCCAGGGACCUAUCAAGAUCAUCGACCCCGAGAAGGUUUCCAAGACGCCUGACACACUCAUCGAGGGAUUCGAAUGGUGCACCCUGGACCUGACAAACGAGGAGGAAUUGCGGGAGCUGUACGAGCUGCUGAACAAUCACUACGUGGAGGAUGACAAUGCCAUGUUCCGUUUCAGCUACUCGGAAUCUUUCCUGCACUGGGCCCUUAUGUCCCCCGGAUGGAGAAAGGAAUGGCACGUCGGUGUGCGCGCCACCAAGUCGCGCAAGCUAGUCGCUUCGAUCGCAGGUGUUCCCACCGAGCUCCGAGUCCGCGGCGAGCGCAUCAAGGUCACCGAAAUCAACUUCCUCUGCAUUCACAAGAAACUGCGCUCAAAGCGCCUCACUCCCGUCCUGAUCAAGGAAAUCACUCGUCGCUGCUACCUUAAGGGAAUCUACCAGGCCAUCUACACCGGUGGUGUCAUCCUCCCCACCCCCCUUGGCUUCUCUCCCCUCCCCCACGGUUCCACCAAGGCCCGCAUGAUCACCAAAAACCACCUCCCUGCCGAGACCUUGACCCCCGGUCUGCGUCCCAUGGAAGUCAAGGAUAUCGAUGCCGUCUAUGAUCUCCUGGAACGCUACCAGCGCCGCUAUGAUCUGAACCAGGCCUUCACCCGCGAAGAGAUCGAGCACUGGCUGGUCUACAAGGAGCAGCCUGGCAAGGAACAGGUCGUGUGGUCUUACGUCGUUGAGGACGCGCAGACCCACAAAAUCACCGACUUCGUCUCCUUCUACAACCUCUCGUCCACAGUGAUCGACCACCCCAAGCACGAAGCCGUGCACGCCGCCUAUCUAUACUACUACGCCACCGAGACCGCCUUCACCGAUGACAAGAAGGCUCUCAAGGACCGUCUGCAGCUUCUGAUCAACGAUGCCUUGAUCUGUGCCAAGAAGGCCCGCUUCGAUGUCUUCAACGCGCUUACCUCGCACGACAACCCCCUCUUCCUCGAGCAGCUCAAGUUCGGCGCUGGUGAUGGACAGCUGCACUUCUACCUGUACAACUACCGAGCCGGACCGAUUGCGGGUGGUAUUAGCGAGAAGAACCUGCCGGAUGAGUCGAAGAUGGGAGGUGUCGGUAUUGUCAUGCUUUAA
This is a messenger RNA of Penicillium brevicompactum, 1422 nucleotides long. Its product is annotated as glycylpeptide N-tetradecanoyltransferase swoF. Gene Ontology annotation, molecular function: glycylpeptide N-tetradecanoyltransferase activity. Lineage: Eukaryota; Fungi; Ascomycota; Eurotiomycetes; Eurotiales; Aspergillaceae. Gene Ontology annotation, biological process: N-terminal peptidyl-glycine N-myristoylation. The transcript is spliced from 5 exons. Gene Ontology annotation, cellular component: cytoplasm. The record is from RefSeq and is a predicted model, not a curated record. Bases 1 to 1422 code for a protein of 473 amino acids.